Molecule: messenger RNA, 3373 nt
Organism: Sitophilus oryzae (rice weevil)
Lineage: Eukaryota; Metazoa; Arthropoda; Insecta; Coleoptera; Curculionidae
Gene: Acsl
Product: long-chain-fatty-acid--CoA ligase 3
Exons: 13
Coding region: 393-2639 (748 amino acids)
Biological process (GO): long-chain fatty acid metabolic process; neuron differentiation; long-chain fatty-acyl-CoA metabolic process
Cellular component (GO): plasma membrane; lipid droplet; endoplasmic reticulum
Molecular function (GO): palmitoyl-CoA ligase activity
Source: RefSeq, a predicted model, not a curated record
CAUACUUGGUGGUUCUAAACAAACCAAUCGGGGGCAAGAAAUAAAAAAGAACAAUAGGAAAUAAUAUACCUACGAAUAUUUAAAGCAUCGUCGCUCGCACACUUGAAAUUUCUUAUCAGUUUUUCGGUUUUUAUCCAUCCGUUCGCCUAGCCGGUAUCGAGAUCAUUUCGAGUAGUGAUCUCUCGCGAAGUGGUCUAUCACAUUCUCGUUGGCUGUGAAAAGAAUUUUUUUAUCGUAGUGCCGCUCCUUACACCCCUUCGCAUCCUUUUACCUAUUUUAUCUUUUUUCUGUUUAUUAUUUUUUUAAUUUGUGAUUUUGUUUUUUGUGUUUUAUCUUUGGUUUUUAUAAAGUUUUAUUUAUUGGUCUGGCUUGGAGGAGAUACCUUCGGAAAUAUGCAUUUAGGGGACAUGGAGGGUGUGGGAUUUGCGAUAGGCUUAGGUAUUUUGCAAACCUUGGCCUUCAUCUACGACGUCCUCACGUUCCCCAUCUACGUCCUCCUCCAAAGGCCAUGGCGACAGAGACAGAUGGCUCGGAAAAUCAAGGCAUUUAUCGCGUCAGCGGAAAAGGAAGGUAAAAACGAUGUUUCCAUCGAUAUCCAGGACUCCGCUAAUAAUAAUGUGGCCAUUAGGCCGAUUAAAAUGAAGUUUCAGUCACAACCCAUAACACAGGAUACCAAAAGUAUCACCUAUCGGUCAACUACGCAACCAAGCCCGCUUCAUGUAUCCCUACUUCGCGAAAAGAUCGAUACUAUGGCUAAACUUAUGGAUUUCAUCAAUAAGAAAUAUCCAAACAAAAGAUGUCUUGGUACCAGAGAGAUCCUGGGUGAAGAUGAUGAAGUACAACCCAACGGCAGAGUAUUUAAAAAGUUCAAUAUGGGCGAAUAUCGGUGGAAAACAUACUCAGAAAUCAACGCUUUAGCCACAAAUUUUGGUCGUGGACUGAGAGAACUGGGAUGCCAACCUAAAGAAAACGUAGUUAUUUUUGCCGAAACUAGAGCCGAAUGGAUGAUAGCCGCACAUGGACUGUUCAAACAAAACAUUCCUUUAGUUACUAUUUACGCUACAUUAGGAGAUGAAGCUAUAGCACAUGGUAUCAAUGAAACCCAAGUCAGGACUGUGAUAACUUCGUACGAAUUAAUGCCCAAGUUUAAGAAAAUCCUAGCGCUCACUCCUACAGUUAAAACGCUAGUCUACAUGGAGGACCAGCUGAGGGAUUUGGAUAAGACUGGAUACAAAAGUGAUAUUGAUAUUGUUAGUUUUACUGAUGUUGUGAAGAAAGGCAGAGAAUCGAAAAUAGAGUCCCAACCCCCAGACACGGAAGAUAUUGCCAUUAUUAUGUACACUAGCGGCUCUACAGGUGUACCAAAAGGUGUAAUGAUCCUGCACAAGAAUUUGAUAACUACGUUAAAAGCUUUCUGCGACGCUACUGAAAUCUACGAGACGGACGUUAUGAUCGGGUUCUUACCAUUGGCGCACGUGUUUGAAUUAUUGGUCGAAACUAUCUGUCUGUGUGCCGGCGUAGCUAUUGGAUAUUCGAGUCCUCUUACUAUGAUAGAUUCGUCCAGCAAAAUUAAAAGGGGUACUAAAGGAGAUGCAGCUGUUCUACAACCAACUUGUAUGACCAGCGUCCCUCUCAUCCUCGACAGAAUUGCAAAAACCAUUCAAGAUAGAGUAACCAAAAGUAGUGGCUUUAAGAAAUUGAUCUUUAAAUUUGCAUUUGAUUAUAAAACCAAAUGGAGAAGGAGAGGAUACCGUACCCCGCUUAUUGAUAGAUCUGUAUUUGGUCCAAUUCGUCAGUUACUCGGUGGUCAUUUGAGGUUAAUUAUUUCUGGUGGCGCUCCACUAUCUCCAUCUACCCACGAAUUGAUCAACAAUUGCCUGUGCAUCACGAUUAUGCAAGGUUAUGGAUUAACCGAAACCACAUCAUGCGCUUGCGUCCAAGAUUUUCACGAUCCACAAUAUGGACGAGUUGGCGCUACAACAACGGUUUGCGAAGUGAAAAUCGUCAAUUGGGAAGAAGGAAACUACAGGGUCACAGACAAACCAUAUCCCAGAGGUGAAAUUAUUAUUGGUGGCGAUAAUGUUAGUGCAGGAUAUUACAAAUUACCGGGUAAGACUGAAGAAGACUUCUACGACGCAGAUGGAAAGAGAUGGUUUAAGACAGGCGAUGUAGGUGAAGUCCAUGACGAUGGCGUCGUCAAAAUCAUUGAUCGUAAGAAGGAUUUGGUUAAACUGCAAGCUGGCGAAUAUGUAUCAUUAGGAAAGGUGGAAUCCAUCCUCAAGACCUGUCCACUGGUGGACAAUAUCUGUGUAUACGGCGAACCUACUCAGUUAUAUUGCGUAGCUCUCGUUGUUCCGAAUCAACCACAACUCAUGGAAUUGGCCCAAAAGGUUGGAGUGGAGGGAAAAUCUUUCGAGGAACUCUGCGAACUACCUGAAUUGGAAAAAGCGGUCUGUGCCGAAUUGGCUGAACAUGGAAAGAAAGGUAAACUGCAGAAGUUCGAAAUUCCUCACGCCGUCAAGUUGGUGGCUGAAGUAUGGUCUCCAGACAUGGGCUUGGUAACAGCAGCGUUCAAAUUAAAACGGAAAGAUAUUCAAGAUCGUUAUCAGUGCGAUUUAAGAAGAAUGUACGCCUCUUGAGAUGUUUAAAAUCCACAUUUUUUUUGUAGACAGUGUUCAGGACGUUACAUGAUCUUUUUUUUUCACGUCGUCGUCAGAAAAUUCAUUUUUGCUUACAACAGUGCUUGUAAACAAAAACUUACUAAAAAUAAAAAAUCUCCAGUAGCUAUUCACACAGAUAUAAUAAUAUAUAUUUUAACAUAGACAAUUUUCGUACUCUACUUAGGUUUAAUUUUAGAAAUGCAAUAACACUGGCAGAUUUUUUACUUAUUAUUUCUAUAUUAAAACCACUUUAAUAUAGUCAAUUAAAGUUUAGGUCUUUUAAUAUUAAGCUGUUUAUUUUUGUGUCUGUUUUGUUUUGUACUCUAUUGUUUGUUGAAUAUUUUGAAUCUUCCUAAAGACUGUAGGUAUGGGCGCUGAUAGAUUUCUCUAAAUAUGUAGUUUUUUCAUAGAUUGCCGUGUCAAAACAUAUUUAGUUUAAUCCAGCACAAAUCAGUUUAAUGAUAAUUAUUUGUUAUAUGUAAGUUAUUUUUUUCUGGUUAUGAAAUGUAGAUUUCAUUAUUUACACAAUUGUUUUUAUAAAAUGCUUGUCAGGUAGAAGAUUGAUAACCUUUUUAGAGACAAGUACUUAUUAAUUGUAGGAGAAAAAGUUGUAUUAUUUUUUAAAAUUGUAAAUAAGUGCUAUUUUUUAUUUUUAGCAAUUCAGCUAAGAAAUUAUCUGUAUUUAUUUAAAAUAAAAUAAGAUAAAGUUUGGA